This is a messenger RNA of Cryptococcus wingfieldii CBS 7118, 1797 nucleotides long. RefSeq names its product ribonuclease Z. The transcript has 5 exons. NCBI's taxonomy places the organism in Eukaryota, Fungi, Basidiomycota, Tremellomycetes, Tremellales, Cryptococcaceae. The record is from RefSeq and is a predicted model, not a curated record. Gene Ontology annotation, molecular function: 3'-tRNA processing endoribonuclease activity. Gene Ontology annotation, cellular component: nucleus. The coding region runs from base 1 to 1797 and encodes 598 amino acids.
AUGGCAGCGACCAAGUUGAAACCCCUGCCGCCCGUCUCCGUCCAAUUCCUUGGAACCAGCAGCGGCGGAGGCCCCAUCCAGAGCCGCAAUUGCUCCUCUUUGGCCGUGGAUUUUGGCAACGAAAUUUGGAUAUUUGACACGGCAGACGGUACACUUGGCCGGCUACAUCAAUCGUCACUCAAAGUCGCCAAUAUCAGCCGCAUCUUUAUUACCCAUCUACAUCUGGACCAUGUACUCGGUCUGGUACCCGUACUCACGACUGUCAUGAGCGGUGUCGGCACAACAGAGGCGGAGACCCAGCGCGUCAAGGACCAGGGAUUGAAGAAGAAGGCAAAUUUCAACAUUUACGGCCCGACGGGUCUUCGCAAGAUGGUUCGAAGUCUAUUGCAGACUGUCCAUGCGAAUCUCUCUGGCGUCUUUGCCGUACAUGAAAUUCUGCAUGAAGGAGAAGAGCCUUCUGCCGCGUGUGGCGUGGAGGACAUACACACGAACGAGGCGGUAGGCUCAGACUUUCGAACGGAUAGCGACGGUGUCUGGAGAGAUGUGCUGCAAGAGGGCAAUGGAAAGGGCGGCAAGGGGUGGAAGGUGGAGGCUGGACCUAUACAUCACAGAAUCCCAUGCUUGGGCUACGUCCUGCAAGAGCCUACGCCCCGGUUAUCACUCGACACCCAAACCCUGAUACCCCUCCUACAAUCCAACGCUGCUGCUCUCGCCGAGCGGGACCCUCCAGUAAAACACCCCUUGUCUCUUCUAUCGCACCUCACCUCUUUACCAUCGCCCCCACCCUACCAACUCCCCUCGGGUGAAACCAUAUCCCCGCCAGAACCUUCGGGGGUUCCUCCGCGCAAAAUUGUCAUUUUCGGCGACUGCAAUGGCGGCACACCAAACGACACGUUCAGGAGUAUGUGCUCUGAUGCUAGUCUACUGGUACAUGAGUGUACCAAUGCUGCCAUCCCUCAGGCCAUACAAAAAGGAGAGAAGGGCCAAAAAGUGAGGCAGCGAGAUUUGGAAUCCAGCCUUGUCGUUUCUCGCGGCGGAGUGACGGCUGGCGCGGGAAAAUCCCCAUCGGUCACUCACCCACGCCCCUCGCGGUGGGCAGGGGAAGACAGCAACGAGGAUACCUUUCAAAACGACGAAGAAGUUUUCGCCGAUGAAUCGAGGGCGCGCGAAGUGAUCCGGAAGGCCCAGAGCAGGGGUCACUCGACUCCUAAUGAGGUUGGGAUGUUUGCGAGAGAUAUCAAAGCGAGAAGAGUUGCUGUCAACCAUUUCUCUGCCAUGUUCCCGUCCCCCCGCUACAGUACUUCACAUCCCUUUCCACCCAUUCUCUCCCCCAUCAACUCCUUCCCCUACCCUUCCCCCACACCUUUGCCACAUACCAGCGACCCUCCGAUUCCCCCGAUUCCCCUCUCCUCCAAACACUCGAGCGAACUGCAUGCUCGUCUGAUCAUGCAAUCUAUCGCAGAUCAAAUAUCGAAACACUGCGUAUCACCGUCCGUCAUGCUCGAGGGUCAAGAACCCGCAGAUAUUUGCAAGACGGGAAUGGUGGUACCGAGCAGGGAUUUCAUGUAUCUGCCAGUGUACUCGCAUGAGCUCACGGAUGCCGAGGUGGCAGAUGUGAAGGCUCACAAGGAGGUAACCGACAAGGUCACCCGAGAGUGGAAAGUGAACGGGGGUGUGCGGUUGGACAGGGGUGAAGCGGCGGACUGGGUAGGAGUUGGAAACGAGAAUGAUGUCAAAGACGCGAGGUGGAAAUUUGUGGAAGAAGAGGGAUCUUGGGCUGCUGUAGAAAUAGAAUAG